Brassica rapa (field mustard) is the source of this 1843-nucleotide messenger RNA. RefSeq names its product inositol-3-phosphate synthase. Gene Ontology annotation, biological process: inositol biosynthetic process; phospholipid biosynthetic process. The record is from RefSeq and is a predicted model, not a curated record. Gene Ontology annotation, molecular function: inositol-3-phosphate synthase activity. NCBI's taxonomy places the organism in Eukaryota, Viridiplantae, Streptophyta, Magnoliopsida, Brassicales, Brassicaceae.
GCUUCCACUUAAGAGAAGCUCAAACCCACACAAACUCGAUUCAAUUCAAAACAGAGUCUGAAAAAAUGUUCAUCGAGAGCUUCAAAGUCGAGAGCCCGAACGUGAAGUACACGGAGAAUGAGAUUCAGUCUGUGUACGAUUACGAGACCACGGAGGUCGUUCACGAGAACGUUAACGGUGCUUACCAGUGGAUCGUGAAGCCUAAGGUUGUCAAAUACGAUUUCAAAACCGACACUCGUGUCCCCAAAUUAGGGGUUAUGCUUGUGGGUUGGGGAGGAAACAAUGGAUCAACCCUCACCGCCGGUGUAAUUGCCAAUAAAGAAGGAAUCUCGUGGGCGACCAAGGACAAAGUGCAACAAGCUAACUACUUCGGGUCGUUAACACAAGCAUCGUCUAUUCGUGUCGGAUCCUUUAACGGCGAAGAGAUCUAUGCUCCUUUCAAGAGUCUCGUUCCAAUGGUGAAUCCGGAUGAUGUUGUGUUUGGAGGAUGGGACAUAAGCGAUAUGAAUUUAGCAGACGCAAUGGGUAGAGCCAAGGUUCUUGACAUUGACUUACAGAAACAGCUCAGGCCUUACAUGGAGAACAUUGUCCCACUCCCUGGGAUCUACGACCCUGAUUUCAUCGCUGCUAAUCAAGGCUCACGUGCCAACAACGUCAUCAACGGUACCAAGAAGGAACAAGUCGACCAAAUCAUCAAGGACAUGAGGGAGUUUAAGGAGAAGAACAAGGUGGAUAAGGUUGUGGUUCUGUGGACGGCUAACACAGAGCGUUACAGCAAUGUGGUCGUGGGGCUAAACGACACGAUGGAGAAUCUUAUGAACUCUGUGGAUAGGGAUGAGUCUGAGAUCUCUCCUUCCACGCUUUAUGCUAUUGCAUGUGUUCUUGAAGGUAUUCCUUUCAUCAAUGGAAGCCCUCAGAACACCUUUGUUCCGGGUCUUAUUGAUUUGGCUAUCAAGAACAAUGUUUUGAUCGGUGGAGAUGACUUCAAGAGUGGUCAAACCAAGAUGAAAUCUGUCUUGGUUGAUUUCCUUGUUGGUGCAGGCAUCAAGCCUACUUCAAUAGUGAGCUACAAUCACCUAGGGAACAACGAUGGAAUGAACCUCUCAGCUCCACAGACAUUCAGAUCUAAGGAGAUCUCCAAAAGCAAUGUUGUGGAUGAUAUGGUUGCUAGCAACGGUAUCCUCUUCGAGCCCGGGGAACAUCCAGACCAUGUAGUUGUCAUCAAGUAUGUACCGUAUGUUGCAGAUAGCAAGCGAGCCAUGGAUGAGUAUACAUCAGAGAUAUUCAUGGGAGGCAAGAACACAAUUGUCAUGCACAAUACCUGCGAGGACUCUCUCUUAGCUGCUCCAAUUAUCUUGGAUCUUGUUCUCCUCGCUGAACUCAGCACCAGGAUUCAGUUCAAAUCCGAGAAAGAGGGGAAGUUUCAUUCUUUCCAUCCUGUGGCCACCAUACUCAGCUACCUCACCAAGGCACCGCUCGUGCCGCCGGGAACACCGGUGGUUAAUGCGCUGUCGAAGCAGCGGGCUAUGCUGGAGAACAUCCUUAGGGCGUGUGUUGGACUGGCGCCGGAGAACAACAUGAUCUUGGAAUACAAGUGAACAUGAAGCGUUUAAGAAUCUUUAAUUAUCCCAUAAUAUAAGACUUCUAUGUUUCUUGUUUUUUUUUCUAAAUAUGUUUUAAGAUAUGAAUGCUUGUGUUUUCAGAGAUCAAAGAGCUUUUAGAUUGAUCUUUGUAGGGUACUAGGGUGUGAAGUUACCGGUGUUUCUAGUAAUCCAGAUGGGCUUAGUAUAAUGUACAAGUGUUUCUAGAUUGGACCAUAAUUUCAUAUCGCUUUUAUGAUUCA